Molecule: messenger RNA, 825 nt
Organism: Tetrahymena thermophila SB210
Lineage: Eukaryota; Ciliophora; Oligohymenophorea; Hymenostomatida; Tetrahymenidae
Product: von willebrand factor type A domain protein
Exons: 2
Source: RefSeq, a predicted model, not a curated record
UAAAUCAACAAUAUUAUUACCCAAAAUAUUCAACGAAUUAAACAAAAAUAAAGAAUGGGAUAAGCAAUUCAACUGGCUAAAAAAACUGAAUCUAUAUAAAAGGGAUAAACAAAUUUUGACAUAAAUGAUUUUGAUUUAAAUGACAGCGAUAGAGAGGACUUCGACAACUAUGUUGAUAUUCUGUUUGUUCUUGAUUAGUCUGGGUCUAUGUCAACCUAUAUUAAAUAAGCUAAAUAAACUAUUUGUAAAAUAGUAGAAAAAUUUAAAAAUAAGGAAUACGACUUAAAAUUUUCUCUCUGCACAUACAUAGAUCAUACACCUCAAAGCGAAAUGCUGACAGAUUUUACUGACUUGUGCAGUGGAUACUAGAUUGUUUAGAAACUUCAUACGGUAAUUGCUACUGGAGGAGGAGAUAUUCCUGAAGCUGUUAUGGAUGGCUUGAGGGAUGGAAUUACAAAAACUUCAUGGAGAAAAACUGUUAUUGGAAAAGAAGAAAAGUCUCAAAGAUUUUUAUUUCAUAUUUGUGAUGCUCCUCCUCAUGGUGAGGAAUAUGGAUUUCUUAGCAGUGAUAAGUAAUGGUCAAUUAAUGGUUGCCCUUGUGGAACAAAAAGAGAAGACAUCAAAAAUUUACUCUAAUUACACGACAUAUAGUAUUUUUUGAUCAAGCCAAAUCAUGCUAUUUCUAAAAUGGAGUAAUUAUUUAAGGAGUGCUUUGGAGAUUAUUUUAAAGAUACGAUUAAUCUUAGUGAAAAUUUCCAAUAAAAAGAUAACAAAACACAAAUGUGGGAAGGUGUUUUAAGUAAUAUUGAGAAAAAUGUUUCAUGA